Leopardus geoffroyi (Geoffroy's cat) is the source of this 1409-nucleotide messenger RNA. RefSeq names its product olfactory receptor 13F1-like. The record is from RefSeq and is a predicted model, not a curated record. Gene Ontology annotation, molecular function: G protein-coupled receptor activity; olfactory receptor activity. Gene Ontology annotation, biological process: G protein-coupled receptor signaling pathway. NCBI's taxonomy places the organism in Eukaryota, Metazoa, Chordata, Mammalia, Carnivora, Felidae. The transcript has a single exon. Bases 410 to 1372 code for a protein of 320 amino acids. Gene Ontology annotation, cellular component: membrane.
CACCCAUGCGCCCCAGGUCGAAUGCCUUUUUUGAUUAAACUAAGUGUCACAAUGUCUCACUGACCAGUGUUCCUAACACAGAGCUAAGAUUCUUACCCUCUGUGUUCUCAUGGUACCCGAGGGUGUAUUUAUGUGAUGUUAAUUGUAUUUAUUUCUUUACUUGACUGUGUGAUAUUUUAUUCUGAGCUGCCCAAGAGUAGCUUUUUAGGUAAUGCAAAGAGAUCUUCAGUGACUUGUAGUGUAUUCAACAAAUGAAUGAAUGAGUGAGUAAUUAGCAUGGUAUUGCCAGAAUAAUGAUCCUUUUAAAGUACCCCUAGCUAAUCCCCUUGAAAGAUGGUAGAAUUUAAUUUUCAUAUAUAUAACAAUGUAUAUUUUUAUUCACUACUACAGAUAAACAAAGAGGCAUAAAAUGGUCAAGGCAAACUUGACAGUCAUUUCCAAUUUUAUUUUCCUGGGGUUUACUCGUUACCCCAAAGUUGAGGUCAUCAUAUUUGUGCUGUGCUUGCUGAUGUACCUGAUCACCCUGCUGGGUAAUAUCAUUCUGAUGUCCAUCACCAUCCUGGAUUCCCACCUACACAAACCCAUGUACUUCUUCCUCAGCAACCUCUCCUUUUUAGACAUCUGGUACACCUCUUCUGCUCUCACUCCAAUGCUGACAAACUUUGUUUCAGGGAAAAACACCAUCUCAUUCUCAGGAUGUGCCACUCAGAUGUACUUUUCUCUUGCCAUGGGCUCCACUGAGUGUGUGCUCCUGUCCACGAUGGCGUAUGACCGGUAUGUGGCCAUCUGCAACCCUCUGAGAUACCCCAUCAUCAUGAACAAGAGGGCUUGUGUGCAGAUUGCCGCUGGCUCCUGGAUGACAGGCUGCCUCACCGCCCUGGUGGAAACAGUAUCUGUGCUGCAGCUGUCUCUCUGUGGAAGUAGCAUCAUCAAUCACUUCACUUGUGAAAUUCUGGCUGUCUUGAAACUAGUUUGUGUGGAUACUUCCAGGGUGCAGUUAAUCAUGCUGGUGAUCAGCGUACUUCUUCUUCCUAUGCCGAUGCUCCUCAUUUGUGUCUCUUACGCGUUCAUUCUCUCCAACAUCCUGAGAAUCAGCUCAGUGGAUGGUGGAAGCAAAGCCUUUUCAACAUGCGCAGCCCACCUGACUGUGGUGGUUUUGUUCUAUGGGACAGCUCUCUCCAUGUACCUGAAGCCCUCUGCUGUAGAUUCACAGGAAAUAGACAAAUUUAUGGCUUUGGUAUAUGCUGGAUUAACCCCCAUGUUGAAUCCUAUCAUUUAUAGUUUACGGAACAAAGAGGUAAAAGCAGCUGUGAAAAAAUUGCUGAUUAGGAACCCUCUGUGUGCUUUUUUAAUCCCCCAGAGCAAAUCAUAACAUUAAUCUAAGGGGUGUAUUGAUGUGGUCAAUACAC